CAUUGGGUUUUUGCCUAUAUAAGCAUGCCCACCUCAAACCUCAAAAAUCACCGAACUUCUUCAUUUCUGUCUCUUCAUAAUCAUAACAGUCUCUCGAAACCCUUCCUUUCUCUCUCUAAACAAUCAUUUCCUCUCACUUCAUUUUGUGAACCCAAAUGGCUCCUAAUCUUGUUAAUGGUAUGUCCAAGGCUGCCAGCGUAUCGAGCCGAGCCUACGUCACAUUCUUGGCCGGUAACGGCGACUACGUGAAGGGAGUGGUUGGUCUGGCCAAGGGACUCAGGAAGGUCAAAACUGCCUACCCAUUAGUGGUGGCCGUUUUGCCUGAUGUCCCGGAGGAGCACCGCCGCAUACUGGUGUCUCAGGGCUGCAUCGUUCGGGAUAUUGAGCCGGUGUACCCGCCGGAGAAUAGCACCAAAUUCGCCAUGGCCUAUUAUGUCAUCAACUACUCCAAGCUUCGCAUUUGGGAGUUUGUGGAGUACAGUAGGAUGAUAUACUUGGACGGAGACAUACAAGUGUUUGAGAACAUUGACCACCUGUUUGACUUACCAAAUGACUAUUUCUAUGCUGUGAUGGACUGCUUCUGUGAGAAGACGUGGAGUCACACCACACAGUACAAGUUUAAGUACUGUCAACAGUGCCCUAACAAGGUCCAAUGGGCUUCAGAGUGGGGCCCAAAGCCUCCUCUCUACUUCAACGCUGGCUUUUUUGUGUAUGAGCCCAGCCUCUCCACUUCUGAUGACCUCUUGAACGCCCUCAAAGUUGCAGCUCCCACCUCUUUCGCUGAGCAGGACUUCUUGAACAUGUUCUUUAGGGAGAAAUAUAGACCCAUCUCUUCGGAGUACAACCUAGUUUUGGCUAUGCUGUGGCGUCACCCAGAGAACAUUGACCUCAACAAUGUGAAAGUUGUUCACUAUUGUGCUGCUGGUUCAAAGCCAUGGAGGUACACUGGGAAAGAAGAGAACAUGGAAAGGGAAGACAUUAAAAUGCUAGUGAAGAUGUGGGAGGAUAUAUAUGAUGAUAAGACUUUGGAUUACAAGCCUAAUCAAACUGAAGGUGCUGGUGCCGGUGCCGGUGCCGGUGAAUUGAUGGCAGCGCUGGCCAAAGCCGACGUUUUCCACCAUGUCACCGCCCCAUCUGCAGCCUAAUGGAACUGAAGCUGGUGGUGCUGUUAAAUUGAUGGCGGCGUUGUUCAAAGCCCGCGGUGGUUUGCACCACGUUACCGCCCCAUCUGCAGUCUAAUUUAUUUUUGGAAAAUACUUUAUUUUUGUGAUUCUUUUGAGUUUUACUUUUUAAGGUUUUGAAUUAAGGAAUGUGCAUUUUUUUGGGGUGCUUUGGUAGAGGUGUUUUGUUGGGUAUGUGAAAGUAUUUUGAGACAUGUAUAUGAUAUAUAUGUUAAAAAAUUAAUACAUUAGAAAUGCUAAAUCCAUUUCUUCUUUACUGUAACUCAU
Molecule: messenger RNA, 1448 nt
Organism: Cornus florida
Lineage: Eukaryota; Viridiplantae; Streptophyta; Magnoliopsida; Cornales; Cornaceae
Product: galactinol synthase 2-like
Exons: 4
Coding region: 156-1145 (329 amino acids)
Molecular function (GO): glycosyltransferase activity
Source: RefSeq, a predicted model, not a curated record